Messenger RNA from Cylicostephanus goldi, 321 nucleotides. Lineage: Eukaryota; Metazoa; Nematoda; Chromadorea; Rhabditida; Strongylidae. The record is from the annotation of a GenBank genome assembly.
AUGCUAAGGCCGGUGUUUUGCCUUCUGCUUCCAAUAGCUAUCACAAUCCGGCCUGAUCUCACCAAGGGACCGCAAAUCCUUAAUCCACCGUCGGCUCUAUUCCAGGCUCGUGCGACUUCAACAGAUGAGCUUGAUCCAUGUCAGUACAUGCUGCAGAACUUGACAAAUGUGGAAAGUCUUCGAGCACAUGAGUUUGCGUCUUUGGAGCAAUGCCUGUAUUACUACUUGGCAGGUGAAAGUGCGAAGCAAAUGAAAAAGUACAGCCCACGAGCUUCUUUGCCGUUGCUGGCCGAAGCCAUGAGACCAUGGUGUCCGAACUGA